AUGAGUAACUGGUUUCUUAGCGUCAAGUGGAUAGCCACGGGGGGGUUAAUCACGGAGGGCGAGACUGAGGGGCACAGAGGGAACGUGGCCUUCUCAGGCAGCCGCGUGACGGCUGCAGCCAGGUUCCCGUCCCGAUUGCGGAGACUUUUCCCGUCGCCUGUCACUCAGGGCCGCAUUCACCAUCCUUCCCGGCCACCCGCCUCGCCCCGCACAGAGCCGGGUUUCCGGGGGGAAGGCUUAGGCGGCGACACCGAGGCGGCCUCCUCCCCCGCCCCCGCCCCCACCGCGCUCGGGGGCCCUGCCUCCCCGCCACCACCGUCCGCGCUCGGCCGGCCGCGGGGAAGGAAGAAAGGAGCGGAGAGGCGGAGCGCGCGGAGGCGCCCGGCCCCCUCCCGCAGCCGUCUCCACCCCCAGGGACCCCGGAAUCCACGCCCCCACCCCAGGUACUCAAGUCUAGAUGCCGGCCCCCAGCAUUGCCUCCCCAGCGCGCGCGCACCCCCAGCCCCUGGAAUCCGGGCCCCUGAGCCCCCUCCCGGCCCAGGACUCCCAACCUUCCUAUCCCGGCCUCUCCCAGCCUCUGGCCACCCGGGCACCCACACUCCAUUUCCGGGGCCUCCGGACUCUGCCUCCCACCCCCUCCUCUCUGGCACCGGGGACCGUGUCCUGGCCCCUCCCGGCAGGCUCCGGCUGGGUCCCCCCCGGAGGAAAAGCGCUUCAGCGACUUUGCCCCCCGUUUCUUCUGUCUGUCCCCGGCUCGGUCUCCCUGUCGCUCCCUCGCUCCAUCCUGCCCGUUUCUUCUGUCUGUCCCCGGCUCGGUCUCCCUGUCGCUCCCUCGCUCCAUCCUGCCAUGGUCCCGCUGGCCUCUGUGCUGGCCCCAUCUCUGCCUGCAUCUCUUUGUUUUCUCUCCAUCUCUGUCUCUGCUGGGUGUCCCCAUCUCUCGCCUGCUUUCUGCUUCUCGCCGUCCCAUCUUCCUGCUGCUCCAGGUCUCUGCCUCUCACCCCGGCCCCUUUCCUGCGUCUGUCUCUCCCUCUCUUGCCCCGCUAAGCCUCUGACCCUCUCUGUCUCUCCAUCGCUCUGUCUCUGCAUUUCCGCGCCGCCCCCCGCCCCACCCCCAGUCCCCGCAACAAUAUCUCUGUCUC
Molecule: messenger RNA, 1139 nt
Organism: Capra hircus (goat)
Lineage: Eukaryota; Metazoa; Chordata; Mammalia; Artiodactyla; Bovidae
Product: translation initiation factor IF-2-like
Exons: 3
Coding region: 1-1044 (347 amino acids)
Source: RefSeq, a predicted model, not a curated record